Molecule: messenger RNA, 1570 nt
Organism: Hypanus sabinus (Atlantic stingray)
Lineage: Eukaryota; Metazoa; Chordata; Chondrichthyes; Myliobatiformes; Dasyatidae
Gene: ube2v2
Product: ubiquitin-conjugating enzyme E2 variant 2
Exons: 4
Coding region: 148-576 (142 amino acids)
Biological process (GO): DNA damage tolerance; protein K63-linked ubiquitination
Cellular component (GO): nucleus
Source: RefSeq, a predicted model, not a curated record
GGAGAGCGAACGGGCUGCCGGCCUAGCGGUGACGUCCGCGGUGCGCAGGCGCCCACCCACCCCCCGGUAACGCGCACUGUCUGGCGUGUGCGCGCUGGUCACGUGAGGGCGGCGGCGGCGCCGGGUUCUUCGCGGGCUGCGAUAAAGAUGUCAGGCUGUCAAGUUCCUCGUAAUUUUUGUUUGCUGGAAGAGCUUGAAGAAGGCCAGAAAGGAGUAGGUGAUGGUACAGUGAGCUGGGGCCUUGAAGAUGAUGAAGAUAUGACACUCACACGAUGGACAGGAAUGAUUAUUGGACCACCCAGGACUUGCUUUGAAAACAGAAUAUACAGCCUGAAAAUAGAGUGUGGAAGUAAAUAUCCAGAGGUAGCUCCAACAGUUAGAUUUGUAACAAAAAUAAAUAUGAAUGGAAUCAAUAAUUCCAAUGGAAUGGUGGAUUCACGUAGUAUACCAGUUCUAUCAAAAUGGCAAAAUUCCUAUAGUAUUAAGGCUGUACUUCAAGACCUACGACGGAUGAUGACAUGCAAAGAGAAUGUGAAGAUUUCACAGCCCCCUGAAGGGCAAACUUACAGCAAUUAACUUUAAUUGAUCCAAAAUCACUCUCUUAAACCUCACUUCUUGCUAUAAAUUUUCCACAAUAAUAAGCAUCCACAAAAAUAGGCCUAGGUAUCUGUAAAGUUUAAUGUUUACCCACACCAUGAUGUUCUCAAGCAAGGAUAAAUUCAGAAGUGGACAGAGUAGCUUUAUUACUCUAAUCAAGUCAAUGAUACUGGUGAAACAAAAGCAUUUUGAUGGGGCAGAGGUAAAAAUGAUUGAAACCAAGUUAUUUAUUGCUUGAUCAUAGAUGUUAUGCAAGGUAAUUGGUUAAUAAAGGCAGUAGUUGGUGUAUAUAAUAGCAUGUUGAACUUCUUGAUGAAAGAGAGCUGUAUUACAAUUUAGGUUGUGUAUGUAAUGCAAACAAAGCUCAAGAAUUGUUGAAAGUUUUUGCUUAUUAUUUUGCUGCUGUUUAAUUGUAAUGUCAGUGUUGAGGAUUGUUUUAAUAUUUGUAUUUAUGGAAAUUACUUUCUGUAAGCAGCUCAGUGUAUUAAGUAUAUUGCAUUUGUUUACAGUAUGGUUCUGCCAAUACAUGCAUUUGCAAUUGCAAGAAGAGUAUCAGUGUAUAGUUAGGACUCGCUAAGAUUAAAUUUAGUAUUGAAGAUGUGAAUAAGAUGCAGUGAGAUUUUGUUUUCUUCUGUAAACUGGGUAAUUGUUUGACCAAAUGUUAGUUUCAGAACAUUUUAUGGGUGUAAUUUUUGGGGUUGGGAGAGAAUAAGAUUCAUCAACAUUUUAAAAAAAAAACUUGUUCCCUAAGGGACAAAUUAUAUGACUAUCUAAAAUACUAGGCUGAGUUCUCCUUGAAUCCUGUAGCAAAAGUAAUACAUUUUAUGGACUAAAAGCUGCUAAUGAACCUGUCAAAAGAAAAUUGGAUAAUAUUGUCUGAAGUAUACUUUCUUGUGAGGUGUUCCAUUGAAAUUUAUGACAAAACUUAAAGUGGCUAUUCAUUUAAUAAAUAGUAAAAAAGUGUGCUAACCAU